Messenger RNA from Homo sapiens (human), 721 nucleotides. It is a transcript of the gene KRTAP7-1, whose product is annotated as keratin associated protein 7-1. The record is from RefSeq and is marked validated. The transcript has a single exon. The coding region runs from base 62 to 325 and encodes 87 amino acids. Lineage: Eukaryota; Metazoa; Chordata; Mammalia; Primates; Hominidae.
AUUAACACUUGGGUAACUUACCCUUCACAAUCCAUCUAAAUCCUUCUCAAUUGCUGCCACCAUGACUCGUUACUUCUGCUGUGGAAGCUACUUCCCAGGAUACCCUAUCUAUGGGACCAACUUCCAUGGGACCUUCAGAGCCACCCCCUUGAACUGUGUUGUGCCUCUGGGCUCUCCCCUGAACUAUGGCUGUGGAUGCAAUGGCUACAGCUCCCUGGGCUACAGCUUUGGUGGUAGCAACAUCAACAACCUGGGCGGCUGCUAUGGUGGUAGCUUCUAUAGGCCAUGGGGCUCUGGCUCUGGCUUUGGCUACAGCACCUACUGAUGGACCAAUGGCUCCAGUGACUACAGGACUCUCAAUUAAUUCUCUGCACAGAACAACCUGAAGAGCAAUGACUGUCUUCCUACCUUCCCAUGUGCUUGGGUGAUACAUCUUCCAUCUUCUUGCUGACUUCUUGCUGUGGUCUUUGUCUUUGAUGCUGUUGGACAAGUCACCCAGGACUCAGGUGCUGAACUGAUACUCAUCUACAGACAAAGGAAGCAAGAUGCAUUUUUUUGGUCAUACUUGAAUUUUAACAGUGAAAAAGUAGUUUGCCUCCCAUGGUUGCUCUGCUCAUGUAUUAUUAGCUUCUACAUCAACAUUAAUGUAUUACAAAUUGGGUGUGGGUAGUAAGGGGAUUUUCUGUCAGUCUCUUAAUAAAUCUAUUUCCUUCAGCAUAAA